Penaeus monodon (black tiger shrimp) is the source of this 586-nucleotide messenger RNA. Its product is annotated as histidine-rich glycoprotein-like. The coding region runs from base 23 to 586 and encodes 187 amino acids. The record is from RefSeq and is a predicted model, not a curated record. The transcript is spliced from 4 exons. Lineage: Eukaryota; Metazoa; Arthropoda; Malacostraca; Decapoda; Penaeidae.
CCUUCUCACCAAUCCUGCAAACAUGAAGUGCUUGGUGUUUGUCUUCCUGGUGGCUGCCGCUUGCGCUUCUGAAGUGGAGAAGCGAGAGGCGGAGCCAAGCACAGGCUAUCCUUUUCCUCCUUAUGGUAGCCACCACAGCCCCCACUACCAUGCUGGUCGUUACCAUCCUCUUCACAAGAGGUCAGCUGAACCUGAGGCAGAGGCCAAACCUUCUAACCUUUACUAUCCUAGCUAUUCCACCAACUACCGUUACAGCUACCCAUCAUACCAUCACUACAAGAGAUCUGCUGAACCCAGUUACGGUCCCAUCAAUUUCCACCACCACUCCUCCACCCCAUACCAGCACAUCUAUACUCCCUACGUGAACCACACCCAUAAGAGGUCAGCCGAGCCCUCUACCACCUACCACCACUACAACCACCACUAUACCCCCUACGUGCACCAUCCUCACAAGAGGUCUGCCGAAGCUAAGCCUACAUACCAUAUUCCUUUCGACCUACCAUUACCAUGGAGUCACCUCCGGUCACGGCUUCCAUUACCGUUACUGAGCACUAAUAGCUUUGAAGCCAAUGUGUCCAUCAUUUGA